AUAAUGGCCAACACCAGUUAUCCUGCACUGAAAAGUAUUUCCCUUUUUUUCCCUUUUCUUUCCAGAUUUUAUAUUCAGAGCACCCAUUAAAUUAAGCAAAACGGGAGAACUCCGAGAAGAAUAUGAAAACCAGCUAAGGAAGCUGAGAGAAGAGAAACUACAAGAAGAAAAGACGUCUGAGGAUCUGAUUCACAAGUUCAUUCUAGAUGACAUGGACGUAGGGAAAAGAAAAAUGGAGGAACAGCAGAAAAAAGAUGAAUCUGUAGUGCUGAAAGGGAACCAAGACUCUUUCCCUGAACGUCUCUCGGAUUCCGAGAAUGAGGAACCAUUCCAGGGCAAGCAAACGCAUCGGUCAGCUUUUGUUUCCAAGACCAGUGCCUACUCCUUUGCUUUCCUUUCAGGGAAUUUAACCUCCAAGGUGGAGAGGAGUCGGAGCUGCAACGACACCGUUCAGGAGAGAUCCAAGAGCAGGCAGAGAUCAGCCGCAGCCACCAAAACAAAGGUGCUGCCCGCGGCGGGGGCCGCGCCGCUGCUGGGGGUGCUGGCGUCCUCGCAGAACCACCGCUGCCUGUCCGCCCCCGAGCUGACGGCCGAGCGGCGCCUGCUGCUGGGCGCCGUGUCCUCGCUGUCCGCCCUGCACCGGCCCGAGCGCUCCAUCAGCCCCGAGAGCAACGACAGCAUCUCCGAGGAGCUCAACCACUUCAAGCCCAUCGUCUGCUCCCCGUGCACGCCCCCAAAGAGGCUCCCCGACGGCAGGGUCCUGAGCCCCCUCAUCAUCAAAUCCACCCCCAGGAACCUGAACCGCAGCCUGCAGAAGCCAACGACCUACGAGGCCAGUCCUAGAAUACUGAAAAAGUGGGAGCAGAUAUUUCAGGAGCGUCAGAUCAAAAAGACUCUGUCUAAAGCAACCCUUACGUCCUUGGCUUCGGAGUCUGGGGAAGACGUUGUGGUUCCUGACGUCACCAACUCCAGCAGCUGCGCUAAAGAGCAGCCACAAGUGCAGGGUGAUCCCCUCCCACCUGACACAGCAGGACAGCCUUGCCCUGAGCUGGAUUUCCUCCCUUCUGUCAGUGAAAUGAAGCUGGGAAGAGGGACUGAGAAGAGCAGAGGUUCACGGGCCUUAACUGCCGAUGACGCUGCUGCUGAACCAGAUGUGAGAUCAAACGUAACCUCCCUAAACACACGAGUGGCUGAAGCCCCUGACCUAAAAGUGAAUACGUUCAUGGACAAAUCCUGUCUUAGUCUAGGCCCGAAAAUGCUGGGCAGGAGACUCAGGGGCGUCAGCGCGUCGCUGCCUGACAACAGCACGCUCGGAGUCCCCAUCAAGGCAUCGGGGAAGAAGCAGCUGAAAUACCUGAACAACAGCGAGCUGAUCAACGUGCAGAACAGCACCUGCAACUCCGUGGAGAACAUCAUCGGGGAGCACCCGCCGCUGCUGCGGCGGGGCCGCAAGAGACGCUGCAAAACCAAGCACCUGGAGCACAACGGCUCCGUCAAAAGACUGAGGCACGCGGCAGCGGAGGUGGGGCUGCCCCCCGAGGCCCGGGACGUGGAGCAGAAGCUCCAGCAGGAGGAGGAGGACAGGAGGCUGGCCCUGCACCUGCAGCGGAUUUUCGACAGCGAGAACAGGACAGUGGACAGGCGGAAAGUCCGCGUGGAUCGGUAUCUGCUGCGCUCCAAGAGCACUCUGGGUGCCAAGUAGCACUGCUGGACUGUUGCCUUU
Molecule: messenger RNA, 1723 nt
Organism: Ficedula albicollis (Collared flycatcher)
Lineage: Eukaryota; Metazoa; Chordata; Aves; Passeriformes; Muscicapidae
Gene: RNF169
Product: ring finger protein 169
Exons: 5
Coding region: 212-1702 (496 amino acids)
Biological process (GO): double-strand break repair
Cellular component (GO): nucleus; site of double-strand break
Molecular function (GO): ubiquitin-protein transferase activity; nucleosome binding
Source: RefSeq, a predicted model, not a curated record